Sander lucioperca (pikeperch) is the source of this 4988-nucleotide messenger RNA. Its product is annotated as serine/threonine-protein phosphatase with EF-hands 2. The transcript is spliced from 18 exons. Gene Ontology annotation, cellular component: cytosol; nucleus. Bases 283 to 2502 code for a protein of 739 amino acids. NCBI's taxonomy places the organism in Eukaryota, Metazoa, Chordata, Actinopteri, Perciformes, Percidae. Gene Ontology annotation, molecular function: manganese ion binding; calcium ion binding; iron ion binding. Gene Ontology annotation, biological process: negative regulation of MAPK cascade; detection of stimulus involved in sensory perception. The record is from RefSeq and is a predicted model, not a curated record.
CAUUAUGCGAUCACGCCAAGGGACUUUAGACUAAACUAGCUUCAGCACAGACCAAGGGAGCUUCAUACAUGAGGCCUCUGUGGUGAGUUACUGGGUGCUGCUAUCAUUCAUCCCCCUACAGUAUGAUGACCAGUCUGAUUGACUUCCUGCAGUUCUUGACCUGAUCCUGGUGGACUGGUGGAGGAUGAAACAGAGCAAAUGGCUGUUUAAAUACUCAUUGAAACUUAGAGCCAAACAACUUGGGAGCUGGUGACUGGAUAGAGGAGGUGACCACGAACAGUCAUGGGAUGUGGUGUCACAAAGUCCAACCAGUUCCACAAAAACUCUGGAAAAGCUGUCACAUCUAUAAAAGCUGCCAUCCUCAUUCAGCGAUGGUAUCGUCAGUAUGUCGCCCGCACAGAGAUGAGACGGAAAUACACCUGGCACAUCUUUCAGUCCAUCGAAUACUCAGGAGAACAGGCUCAGAUAAAGCUUUAUAACUUCCUCGGCUACCUCAUGGACAAUUUCACACCUACAAGCAAUGAACGGAAUUUGAUCUCGCACAUCUUCAGAGAUAACGAUGUCUGUCGGGACACAGAGUGGGAGAGGUUUUUCUGCUACAAGAAAAUAGAAGUGCCAGAGAUUUACUCUGGACCUCACCUCACCUUCCCUCUGACGGUAGAGCAGGCAGUCGGGCUGGUGGAGGCCUUUAGGAACAAGAAACAGCUGCACUCGCGCUACGUCCUCCAGCUGCUGCUUGAGACGCUGAAACAAAUCCGGAUGUUGCCCAAUAUCAACCGCAUCUCUACCUGCCAAAGCAAAGAAAUCACUAUUUGUGGUGACUUGCACGGACAACUAGAAGACCUUCUGCUGAUUUUCUACAAGAAUGACAUGCCGUCCAUGGAGAAGCCCUAUGUGUUUAACGGAGACUUUGUAGACCGAGGCAGCGACUCCAUUGAGAUCCUCCUCAUCCUGUUUUCAUUCCUGCUUGUCUAUCCGAGUGAAGUCCAUCUCAACAGAGGAAACCACGAGGACCAUAUAGUCAACCUGAGGUACGGCUUCACAAAGGAGGUGCUGACUAAAUACAAGAUGCAUGGCAAACGGAUCCUGAAGCUGCUGCAGGAGAUUUUCAGCUGGUUGCCAUUAGCGACGGUGAUCGACCAGAAGGUGCUGGUACUCCACGGAGGGAUCUCCGACACCACAGACCUCAGUGUCCUCGCCCGUGUGGACAGACAUAGUUACGUCUCAGCACUGAGGCCUCCGAAGAAGAGAAACCAGAGCUCAGCGACAUCGUCCAUCGACAUAGAUAUGGAGGGGGACAUCUUGUCCCACAUCAAGCUCACCCAGCGUCGGACCUCACUCACGUAUCCCAAACCCCUCGCCCGCGACAUCUUCCAGAACCGCUCGCUGCAGGACUUCUCCGGACUGAUCAAAGGUAAUAUGGUGGAUGAUGUGGAGAUCCACAGGAAGAGACCGUCCAUUUCCAUCCAGGGAAUCAUCAAACCAGAAAAUGAGACGACUCAGGCUGCGUCCUCUGAGUCUGUCAACAGUGAAAAUGUCAACGACGAGUGGAAGCAGAUCCUGGACCUGCUGUGGAGCGACCCGAUGAACCAGAACGGCUGCGUACCCAACGAGGUGCGGGGCGGAGGCUGCUACUGGGGCCCCGACGUCACAGAGGACUUCCUGAACAGACACAACCUGCAACUAAUCAUCCGCUCCCACGAGUGUAAACAGGACGGUUACGAGUUCUGCCACAACCGAAAGGUCCUCACUCUGUUCUCCGCCUCCAAUUACUAUGACGUGGGAAGCAACAGGGGGGCCUACGUGAAGUUGGGUCCAGACCUUGUGCCUUAUUUAAUUCAGUACCAGGCCAGCAGCAUGAUCCGAGAGCUUACCGUGAGACAAAGUGUCGGACGAACCGAGCGCUCAGCCCUUAAAGUCCUGCGGGAGCAGCUGUUUGCGCACAAAUCUGACCUCGCCUGUGCCUUCAAAAUGGUUGACCGCAAGAACACAGGUUAUGUGAAUGUACACAACUGGGCCAGUGCAGUGGAGAGUGUGAUGCACCUCGGUCUGCCCUGGAGAAUGCUGCGCUAUCAGCUGGUCACCAGUAAGACCAGUGAUGGCAUGAUCAACUACCACGAGUGGUUCAACGAUCUCGCCAUCAAAGGAACCAACACAGAUCACAUAAACCAAAGUCUACUUGAGACUUUGUAUCGCCACCGCUCCACCUUGGAGACCAUCUUCAGAAUUGUAGACACCGACAACUCAGGCUUCAUCACCAUGGAGGACUUCCGGCAGACCUGGAAGCUGCUGAGCGUCUACCUAAAGAUGGAGAUCACGGAUGACGCAAUAUCUGACCUGGCCGUCACCAUUGACCGCAACCAGGACGGCAGCAUCGACAUCGACGAGUUCAUGGAGGCCUUCCGCCUCACGGACAAGAAGAGCCGGCUGGAGCGAGGACGCAGCAUGUUCAUGGGGACGGCCACCGACCUCACCAAGCUGGAGGGAGACCUCAACAUAUGAGCAGAGAGAGAGAGAGAGAGAGAGAGAGAGACUGAAAACAGAGAGCAACCUUAGCUCAGACCUCACCAGAUAGCCAAGGGGAUGGGAGAGAGGGGAGAUAAAGCCAACGCAAGCUGCUUUAGUGACGCACAUUGAGACGUAGGAUGCUGCUGAGCAACAGCUGCGUAGUUCACAUGGGAUUAGAGUGAGGAUAGAGUUCAGGGUAUUUGACAGCGAAUAUUCAUUUCACAUUUUGAUGCAGUUUUAUCCACUGAGGCUGCGUGUGUGUGUGUGUGUGUGUGUGUGUGUGUGUGUGUGUGUGUGUGUGUGUGAAACACAACUGCAUUUUAUCUCUUUUAUUAAGUUAGAAUCGUCAAAAACUGUUGCAAAGGCAAAAUCCACAAACAGAAACAAAAAGGCAUCAUAUUUAGGCUGCAUGAUUUUUAAAGGUAAGCUAUCCUGUGCUUUUCUCAAAAAUAGUAUAGUGUAGUAAAGACUAAUACAAAAGUAAUGCCUUUCCACACUUAGACCCACUAGAAGUGUGUGGUGGCAUCUGAAUUUGCAGAGACCCUUCCCUCUGCCUGUGUUCUCCCUUUUCUUUUUCUUUUUGAAAGUUGGAGAGUUUUGAAAAACCAUGGCACUUCUGGGCAUCAACAAAGAGCCUUUGGGCCCCACGUUGGUGUGUAACCCCCAGCCAAUAACAUUCUUAUUUUCAACCGCUGCUUUGCCUCUCAGCAUCUCAUACCGACCAAACCGACGCACAAGUCUAAUGGACACAGACACCACUGACUCCAGAUGUUUUUAAAUGGACGUUUCGGUUGAUCGAUUUUCAUUACGUCAAUUCCCAUAUACGUAUAUCAAUAGGCUCAGUACAAAGACAAUAAUACAUUGUAUUAAUCAAGCAAUGUCUCAAAAAUAUCCAAAAGCAGUUGUAAGUUACAUGAAAAAAAACAUUAAAAUAUUGCACAUAACAAAAAGCAUUUAAAACACAUUUAACCAGGAAAUCUCCAAUGCUGCAACUAACAGUUAUGUCAUAAAAAAUGAAUCUGCUAAUUCUUUUUUCAAUUAACUGUUUGGUCUAUAUAUCAUCAGAAAAAUGCUUAUUACAAUUUUCUAGAUCAAAAGGUGAUGUCAUGAAAUGUUUUGUUUUGUCCGACCGAAAAACAAAAACAAAAAAUGUUCAAUAUACUAAAUGUUAGAACAAGAGAAAGGAGCAAAUAUUAAUAAUUGACAAAUUUAAACAAGAGAAUGUUUGGAUUUUCUACUAAAAUUUGACUUAUAUUUAGUUUACAAUGAUAAAAAAAAAGAGACAAAAGCAGCAAAUCCUCACAUUUUCAUAGCAGGAAACUAAGAAAGAAAUGACAAUUGUUUCAGUGUGCAGAUGUUCCUCUUUUCAUUAAUGCUGAUUUCCAAUAGCCUUGCAUCUACAUGGGAUGUGCGAAUAACUAUACUCCUCUUAAAGACUUUAUAGAUAGCAGAAACUAAACAAAAAAUAUAUGAUAAGACUAUGAAUAUUUGUGCAAUUCUACAUCAGUUGCACUAAUUAAUUGCAACUUUAAAUUUUGCUGGUGCCUUAGCAGUAGAAGUGUUUUAACUUCUAGGGAUGAAGUUACUGUAAGUCUGCACUGAUGAUGUUUUGUGUCAGUGCCAACUGCCAACGAUGUCCUGGGGUCCCUCCUCGUCUCAGGUGGGAUUCAAAAACUUCCUUUGUCCAGAACGGAGAACUCAUGCUUUUAUUCAUUUUACUUUUAGGAUGUAUUUCUACCUCCAAAUUGUUUAUUUAAAGCCCAGAACAAUUGCUGUGUUUUAAAGGGAUAGUUUGAUAUUUUGGGAAAUACGUUUAUUCAUUUUCUAGUUAGCUGAGAGGAUCAUUACCACUCUCAUGUCUGUCUGUUCAAUAUGAAGCUGGAGCCAGGAGACACUUAGCUUAGUUUAGUAUUAAGACUGGAAACAGCUAGCCUGGUUCUGUCCAAUGGAAACUAAAUCCAAAUACCAGAACCACUGAAGCUCAACAAUUAACACAUUUUACCUAACUUUACUUUUGUUUAAUUCAUACAAAAUCUGUGAUUUUACAGAUGGUGGUAGACAGAUUUCUUUUCAUUUUGGACAGAGCCAGGCUAGCGGUUUCCUUCUGUUUCCAGUCUUUAUGCUAAGCUAAGCUAACCGGCUGCUGGCUGUAACAUCAUAUUCAGUCUGUUAUAAAAUGUAACAUCAUAUUCAAUCUGUUAUCAGUCUUCUUAGCUAAUAACUAUCAGCAAGAACGCAAAUAAUAACCAAAACUUUUAACUAUUUCUUUAAGAUAUGUAGACAUGGUGUUUUAGUUUUUUUGUUAAAUCUUCUGUUUUCAUUGUUAAAUAAAAUUCGCACAUUGUUUCAUAUUAUUAUAACUCAGCCAAAAGAGACAUGAGGAAAUCUGUGUGCAUUUGAGUAAAAUUGUUUGUUUUUUUGCAUGAUGACCAUGUAUAAUGUUUACUGUAAAUACAUCUCACAGUCACAUUUGUAGCAUU